Messenger RNA from Histoplasma mississippiense, 2391 nucleotides. RefSeq lists its product with no specific name. Bases 1 to 2391 code for a protein of 796 amino acids. NCBI's taxonomy places the organism in Eukaryota, Fungi, Ascomycota, Eurotiomycetes, Onygenales, Ajellomycetaceae. The record is from RefSeq and is a predicted model, not a curated record. Gene Ontology annotation, cellular component: mitochondrion. The transcript has 2 exons. Gene Ontology annotation, molecular function: ATP binding; ATP hydrolysis activity.
AUGGCGGGCCCCAUCUGGCCUGGUGCUGGGGGUGUGGCCAUUUUCCGUCGCUUCAAGUUCUCUUCACAUUCGCCGUACGAUGUCAGUGGGACGAGAACGUCCAUGAGAUUGCAGAGCAGAAAGGCGGGACCAGAAGCGGAUAUAUGCCACACGACAUAUCCCCCGGUUAUAAAAGUUACCAAUGCGACCUUCUACCGUGAAUAUCCCACCGCGGAUUCAGUCAAGAAGGACAACGCUCCCCUGUACCCGAACCUGACCUUUUCGCUUAAGUCUUACAAAGUUCCGACGAAAGCUGGAGAGUAUUCUUCCUUGGAGCAUUGCGCCGUCAUAGGCUCGUCGGCCAAGUCCAGUUUUCUUGACAUUCUUCGUGGUCGAUAUAUCUGCGUCCCACCAACUGCACGCUCAUAUCCGUACCUUUUAUCUCCCGGAGCGCGUGCGGAAGUUUCUUCGUGCGAUGCGGCUCAUGCGAUCCAGUAUGUUGGGUUCAAUGGUGACCAAAAACAAAGUGCUGGGGGGAUCCGUGGUUCGUACAUGAGCGCGAGGUAUGAAAGUAGGCGCGAGGAGACGGAUUUUACACUUCUGCAGUAUUUAAAAGAUCAGACUUCGCUCAAUCCGCUGGUAAGGGAAAAGGAAGAUCUGCGUGAGGGCGGAAGCAUUAAGACUUCCGAAAGCGAUGAGCAUUUGAAUCAAAUCAUUCGAGAUUUCCAAUUGCAGGAGCUUCUUAAUAUGCCCGUAUCGAAUUUGAGUAAUGGGCAAACAAGGCGGGCGAGGAUUGCGAAAGCCAUUCUUAUGAAACCAGAAGUCCUUCUUCUGGAUGAGCCUUUUAUGGGUCUGGAUCGAUCCGCUGUCCCGAAUUUAAGCCGCCUGCUGUAUCUGGCUACUUUAAAUAGGGGUCUUCGUAUGGUCCUAGCUUUAAGACCACAGGACCCAAUUCCCCCAUGGGUCUCUCAGAUAAUCCUCCUAGUCCCAGAUAAUACUGUUGCCCUUCAAGGCACCCGUGACGAGGUAUUUCGAUCCCUCGAGGUGUGGCAGGCCGUGGCCUCCCGGGAAGCCAAAACCACUUUCUCAACAACAAUUGGCGAGGAGAAUUCUCGAGUCUCAUGGACGAGCUUGGCGCAUUCAGGUCCGGUUGAAUUGAUGCCUCGCAGCAAUGACGAGGAACGAAGGUACCAGCUACUGCCAUUUCCUCAGCGAAUGGAAUAUGACAAACUAGAGCAGCUACGUGAAAAUGGCCGAUUUGGUGACUAUGCCAACAUUCUACAUGAAAUGGGAAAGCUAUAUAAGCAACCUGAGAAAAUAGAAAAAAAGGUAGCCCAUUUGGGGGAACCAAUCGUGGAGAUGGAUGGUGUUCGUGUCAAAUAUGGCGAUAAGGUGGUAUUAGGGGGCUGGACUCAAGUAAUUGACAGUGGCAUGACAAAGAAAGGGCUUUCCUGGAAGGUUCAUCGAGGACAGCGAUGGGGAGUGUUUGGCUCGAACGGCUCGGGAAAGACAACUCUCAUCUCACUAAUCACCUCAGACCAUCCACAAACGUACUCGCAACCUGUCCAACUGUUUGGCCGCUCCCGUCUUCCCGAACCAGGAAAGCCUGGCAUAUCAAUUUUCGAUUUACAAUCUCGCAUUGGCCAUUCGUCCCCGGAAAUCCAUGCCUUUUUCCCUCGCCACCUUCCCCUCCGCGCCACCAUCGAAUCAGCCUGGGCUGAGACCUUCCUCUCGAAGCCAAAAGUCACGCCUGAACGAAUCAUGGACAUAGACUCAGCAUUGCGAUUUUUCGAAGCAGAUCUAAACCCCAAUUUCAGCCCAUGCCACGAUCCAAUGCAAGCAACCACCGCUUGGGCCGAUUCUUUCACCUUCUCCUCCCUAACUCCCGCCCAGCAGCGGGUCGCGCUCUUCCUGCGCGCCAUCAUCCAUAAACCAGACUUAAUCAUCCUCGACGAAGCCUUCUCCAGCAUGGGGUCCUCCCUACGCGACAAAUGUCUCCACUUUCUUGAAGUAGGUGAGGACCAACACAUGUCCAGCAGCGGCACCAGGAGAACACCUAACUACGCGAAUGUGUGGCAUUUGCCCCCACCACUGUCAUCGACGGCGCCAAAACUACGCCACACUGGGAUCUCCGAUCAUCAAGCGCUGAUCGUCAUCAGCCAUGUGAAAGAGGAGGUUCCUGAUAUCGUGAGCCAGUGGAUGCGCCUGCCGACGCCGGCUAGGACAACGGAGAAACCGUUCGUGUCCGACGAGGCAGCGGAUCCGGUGAUUGAUUUUCAGAUUGGUCAAUUGGCUGCUCAUGAAUCCGUGGCAAUGCAUGCGUGGGAGAUGAUUUGGAAUACAUCGGCGGAGAAAAGGGGGGAAUUCCAAGCAGGAGGAGUUGACAAAAAAGUGGGAGGAUGCUGUGUGUGA